GCCAUUUCAUCACCUCUGCGAGCGCAGCAUCCAUCCCUCCUCUCUCCCUGCGCCUGGGCCUACCUCGCCUCAGGCUGCCAGGCCAACGAUGCGCUCGUGGCCGAUCUAGAUCAGGACCGAGUCGCGCUCUCUGAGGUCUCGGCCGGGCGCCCCCAUCUCGCCGCCCACGGCCUGGGCCAAGGAGACCUGCCGAGCCCCGGCCAUGGAGGCCAUCUGGCUGUACCAGUUCCGGCUCAUUGUCAUCGGGGAUUCCACGGUGGGCAAGUCCUGUCUGAUCCGCCGCUUCACCGAGGGCCGCUUUGCCCAGGUUUCGGACCCCACGGUGGGGGUGGAUUUUUUCUCCCGUCUGGUGGAGAUCGAGCCAGGAAAACGCAUCAAGCUCCAGAUCUGGGAUACCGCGGGUCAAGAGAGGUUCAGAUCCAUCACUCGUGCCUACUACAGGAACUCAGUAGGUGGUCUGCUCUUAUUUGACAUUACCAACCGCAGGUCCUUCCAGAAUGUCCAUGAGUGGUUAGAAGAGACCAAAGUACACGUUCAGCCCUACCAAAUUGUAUUUGUUCUCGUGGGUCACAAGUGUGACCUGGAUACACAGAGGCAAGUGACUCGCCACGAGGCAGAGAAACUGGCUGCUGCAUACGGCAUGAAGUACAUUGAAACGUCAGCCCGAGAUGCCAUUAAUGUGGAGAAAGCCUUCACAGACCUGACAAGAGACAUAUACGAGCUGGUUAAAAGGGGGGAUAUUACCAUCCAGGAGGGCUGGGAAGGGGUGAAGAGUGGAUUUGUACCAAACGUGGUUCACUCUUCAGAAGAGGUUGUCAAAUCAGAGAGAAGAUGUUUGUGCUAGUCAGCCCUUUUAUCUCCAAAACAUGCUCUCCCACCUGAACUUAAAAGUGAUCAAAAUGAAUAGAAUCAUCGUGUGACUGA
This is a messenger RNA of Lagenorhynchus albirostris (white-beaked dolphin), 924 nucleotides long. RefSeq names its product RAB39B, member RAS oncogene family (gene RAB39B). Bases 203 to 844 code for a protein of 213 amino acids. Lineage: Eukaryota; Metazoa; Chordata; Mammalia; Artiodactyla; Delphinidae. Gene Ontology annotation, molecular function: GTPase activity; GTP binding. Gene Ontology annotation, cellular component: Golgi membrane. Gene Ontology annotation, biological process: Rab protein signal transduction. The record is from RefSeq and is a predicted model, not a curated record. The transcript is spliced from 2 exons.